Molecule: messenger RNA, 1227 nt
Organism: Verticillium dahliae VdLs.17
Lineage: Eukaryota; Fungi; Ascomycota; Sordariomycetes; Glomerellales; Plectosphaerellaceae
Product: mating-type switching protein swi10
Exons: 2
Coding region: 1-1227 (408 amino acids)
Biological process (GO): UV-damage excision repair; nucleotide-excision repair; mitotic recombination
Cellular component (GO): ERCC4-ERCC1 complex; nucleus; nucleotide-excision repair factor 1 complex
Molecular function (GO): single-stranded DNA binding; damaged DNA binding
Source: RefSeq, a predicted model, not a curated record
AUGCCUGCAGACGACGACUUUGGGGCGGACGCCGACUUCCUGGCGGCGCUCGCAGCGUCCGACUCGAGCAGUUCACGGCCGCACGCGCCGCCGCCGCCACCGAAACCACAGGCAGCACGACAACAAGGCGCACCCAGGAUCCAGCAACCGACACCUCAGAGACUCGACAAAGCACCGCCGGCGAGUGCGUCUGCCUCUGGCGGCAAAGUGGUGCAGCCGACGCCACAAGCGCUGCCAAAGCGGUCUUCUGGUUCUGCGAUCCAGGUGUCGCCCCGCCAGAGGGGAAACCCGGUCCUCGCGUCUCUGCGGUCGCUCCCGUGGGAAUACAGCGAUAUUCCAGCCGACUUUGUGCUCGGCUUGACCACCUGUGCGCUCUUCCUGAGCCUGAAAUACCACCGCCUGCACCCCGAAUACAUUUAUCAGCGGAUACGAAACCUGCAAGGGAAAUACAACCUGCGCAUCAUCCUUGCCAUGGUCGAUAUCCCAAACCACGAAGACUCGCUGCGCGAACUAUCCAAGACUUCGCUGGUCAGCAACGUGACCGUCAUACUGUGCUGGUCCGCUGCCGAGGCCGCCCGCUAUCUCGAGCUGUACAAGUCAUACGAGCACGCCAACUUCAGCGCCAUUCGCGGCCAGCAGUCCUCGAGCUACGCGGAGAAGCUCGUCGACUUUGUGACUGUGCCCAGGAGCGUGAACAAGGCGGAUGCCAUUGCGCUCGUGAGCACGUUUGGCAGUCUGAAAGACGCCGUCAACGCCGACGCCGAGCAGAUUGGCGUCAUUGCUGGAUGGGGAACCAUCAAGGUGAACAAGUGGAUCGCUGCGGUUGACGAACCGUUCAGGGCCAAGAAGGCUGCCAAGCGCAAGCUCGUCCAUGACGAGAGCACGGAGGACGGGACGCCAUCGCGGCUCGACCAGGCUCGUCCCAUCGGGCGUGUCCCGCUGCGCGAGAUGUCUUCGAUGGGUGGCGCAUCCGCAGACACCCCGCCCGUCGAGGCGGUUCCUAGCGGCGAAGCAUCCGCAAGGGAAAAAUCAGGGGCCCAGCGGCCUGCUGCCGCGGCCGACGAAGACGACGAGGAUGCAAUGAUCGCCGCUGCCAUUGAGGAAUCAAAAAUCACAGCGAGAGCAGAGGCUUCACAGAGAAAAGAGUCUGCGGCCAGCAGCCGUGUGCCAGAGGAGCUCAAUGAUGGCAUAGCAGCGGCGCUGGCAAGGUUACGUGACGGUGGGUGA